AUAGAUAGUAAACAUCUCUGUCCACAGCCUAUUCAUAAAGAGACAGUAAACCUAUCUGUGCUGCCCCUCCCCCCCCCUUUUUCCCCUCUGUCUCCUUACCCCUCCCAAGUCGAGCCCGCCCACACCCAUGUAGCACCUCACGCAAGAUUUUUUUCUGGCAGAGCCGUACUUGAACCACGAAUUCUCCCA
Messenger RNA from Candidula unifasciata, 189 nucleotides. The record is from the annotation of a GenBank genome assembly. Lineage: Eukaryota; Metazoa; Mollusca; Gastropoda; Stylommatophora; Geomitridae.